Metarhizium robertsii ARSEF 23 is the source of this 768-nucleotide messenger RNA. Its product is annotated as Nucleolar, Nop52. Gene Ontology annotation, biological process: rRNA processing. The record is from RefSeq and is a predicted model, not a curated record. Gene Ontology annotation, cellular component: nucleus; preribosome, large subunit precursor; preribosome, small subunit precursor. The transcript has 2 exons. The coding region runs from base 1 to 768 and encodes 255 amino acids. Lineage: Eukaryota; Fungi; Ascomycota; Sordariomycetes; Hypocreales; Clavicipitaceae.
AUGGCCGCCGCAGAAGCCCAGAUGCCAUUUAUCAAAAACCUCGCCUCGAGCGACCGCAAGCUUCGCACGCAAUCGCUCGCCACGCUGCAGACGUACCUAUCGUCCAGGACGGGCCUGCCGGCCGCGGACGCGCUCAAGCUCUGGACAGGGCUGUACUACGCGCUGUGGAUGACGGACCGGCCGCGGCCGCAGCAGGCUCUCGCGGCGGACCUGGCCAACCUGGUGCUGGACGUGCCGGCGGCGUGCGCGGCCCCCCUGGCCAGCGGCUUCUGGGGCGUGCUGUCGCGGCAGUGGGCGUCGAUUGACGCCCUGCGCAUGGACAAGUUCCUGCUGCUGGUGCGGCGCGCGUUCGCCGCGCAGGUGCGCUUCGCGCGCGGCAGGGCGUGGGCCGGCGAGCAGGUCGACCGGAUGCUCGACGUGUGGAGGCGCCUGGCCUUUGACGCCGACGACGAGGACGGCGUGUCGCUGGGGCUGAGGCUGCACGUGCUGGAUCUGUGGGUGGACGAGCUGGAGAGGGAGAAGGCCCUGGGGCCGGCGGGCGACGGCGAGGAGGAGGAGGAGGACGACGUCGCCGCGAGGGACGAGUGGGUGCGCAGGGUCGGCGACAUGGUGGACGCGUUGAGGGCGAGCCCGGUCAAGAGCGUGCGGAAUAGGGCCUCUGAGAGCUAUGCUGACGAGAGGCUGCCUUGGGGGACGAGGGAGAGUGAUGGCGAGGGACAAGGGGAGGAUGAGGAUGAGGAUGAGGGCUGGGGCGGUAUUGAGGAUUGA